GACGAGUUGUUUUGAUUUAGCAGCCUGUCUCAUCUUCUCUUUUUCCUUGGGAACAGCCACCAACGUACACUCGGACAUUAGGGGACGAAAAAGAAGAAAGACAAUAAUGGCGUUGUCGAGUAGAAAGCGGACGGAAUAUGCUUUUAUCCCCCAGCUAAGGUUAGCCGUGAAGCUAACGUAGCGAGUAGCGAUGACAAUGGACUUUUUAGCUCUGACUGGCUUCUUUUAAAAGGUUGUUUGCAGCGUGUCUGGACAACAACACGUACAGAGUUUCCUUUUUGAAGAUCAGGAUACAUCCAUCCCUUUCUUCCAAUGGGCGAGGAAAAGCCAGACACAUUGGACUUCGUGAAGGAUUUCCAGGAAUAUCUAAGCCAGCAGACCCAGCAUGUCAACAUGAUAUCAGGCUCGGUCAGCGGGGUCAAAGAGGUGGACGAAGUACCUGCUGACUACAGUCAGAAUGGGCUGGAUCACCCUGCAGGGGACAUGUCCCUGGAGGACAGCUCAGGGGUCUUGGUGGAUGGUUUCGAGAGAACGUUUGAUGGCAAGCUCAAGUGUCUCUACUGCAACUACGCCACCCGAGGAACGGCGCGGCUCGUAGAGCACAUUCGCAUGCACACAGGAGAGAAGCCCCAUCGCUGCCACAUCUGCCCAUUCGCCUCGGCCUACGAGCGCCACCUGGAGGCCCACAUGAGGUCCCACACGGGCGAGAAGCCGUACAAGUGUGAGCUGUGCUCCUUCCGCUGCAGCGACCGCAGCAACCUGUCACACCAUCGUCGCCGGCGCCACAAACUUGUCCCGAAAAAGGACGCUCGCACCCUCUCCCAUAAGAAGAUGAUGAGCGUCCUGCAGAAGAAGGCCAGCUCCCUGACCUACGGCCGCCGCCUCCUCCUCACCUCCUGCCCUCCCUCGGUGGUGACCCCCAGGGCGGACGACGACGACUGUGACCACGAGCUGCCUCACUUACAUCAGGAGACUUAUGACGACCUGAGUCACGCGGGUGAGGAGAGCCUCUCUAGGGAUCCAAACCAUCAUCAUCCAGACCUCAUCAUGGAUAACCCCCUGAACCAGCUGUCUGUCCUGGCUGGCCAGUGUGCCAGCCUCCCUUCAGCAUCUCCAGGAGCAGACUCCGUCGUCGACGAGAAGCCCCUCAUUAUCCACCAGCCCCUUUCUCCCGCCGCGCCCGGAGCCGUCACAGCCAGUGCGGCACAAGCCUCCUCCUCGUCUCCGAUCACCCCGGAGCCCCGCGCUCACCCACACAGCCCCGCGGGAGGACCCUGCAGCCCCGCAGGAGGACCCUGCAGCGAGCACAGCGGACGGACCAGCACCCCCACCGUCUCCAACAGCCAACCCAGCACCCCAGCCCCCGCCCAGUCCGCCCCCAUGCAGGACUCCCACACCGUCCAUCACUGCCAACACUGUGACAUCUUCUUCCCAGACAACAUCCUCUACACCAUCCACAUGGGCUGCCACGGUUACGAGAACCCAUUCCAGUGCAACAUCUGCGGCCACAAGUGCAGGAGCAAGUAUGACUUUGCCUGCCAUUUUGCUCGCGGGCAGCACAUGUGACGUGCAGAGCAGCUUUCUUUAUUAGUCCUUUUCCACGGCCUUGAUGUAGCUGCGCUUUCCUGGAAAACAUGACUGAUCAGAUGAGUCAGUGCAUGUUUUUAACUCACCUUGGUCACAGGUGAAGAAUUCUGCAAAGAAGUCUUUUGGCCACAUGAAAAAAAAAAUGGUUUAAAUAGAAGUUGAAAUAAUACAAUACCGUAAGUUUACAACAAAAAAGGCACAACACUAUUACAAAAAUAUCUCUUCUUGGAAGAAAAAAAUCAUGUAAAAUUAGACCUUAUUCUAGUUAAAAGCAUACUUGCCAACCCUCCCGAAUUUUCCGGGAGACUCCCGAAAUUCAGUGCCUCUCCCGAAAACCUCCCGGGACAAAUAUUCUCCCGAAAAUCCCCCGAUUUUCAGCCGGAACUGGAGGCCACGCCCCCUCCAGCUCCAUGCGGACCUGAGUGAGGACGG
Molecule: messenger RNA, 2019 nt
Organism: Nerophis lumbriciformis (worm pipefish)
Lineage: Eukaryota; Metazoa; Chordata; Actinopteri; Syngnathiformes; Syngnathidae
Gene: ikzf5
Product: IKAROS family zinc finger 5
Biological process (GO): regulation of transcription by RNA polymerase II
Cellular component (GO): nucleus
Molecular function (GO): RNA polymerase II cis-regulatory region sequence-specific DNA binding; DNA-binding transcription activator activity, RNA polymerase II-specific
Source: RefSeq, a predicted model, not a curated record